Messenger RNA from Impatiens glandulifera, 1990 nucleotides. Its product is annotated as phosphatidylinositol/phosphatidylcholine transfer protein SFH13-like. The record is from RefSeq and is a predicted model, not a curated record. NCBI's taxonomy places the organism in Eukaryota, Viridiplantae, Streptophyta, Magnoliopsida, Ericales, Balsaminaceae. Bases 268 to 1821 code for a protein of 517 amino acids. The transcript is spliced from 14 exons.
UAAAGAAAAAGGAAAGGAAAGCUACUUUUGUACACCCUAUAAGAUCUGCAUGCUACUAUUUCAUGGCGAAGUCUAUUAAUAGGGAGGAAAAGCAAGCAUAAACUCGUAUACAAAAAGGAAGUUGCCAGAUCGAUUUUCAUUUUCUCUGCAUAAUUUGCUCUCGCGCGAUCGCCGGAAGAUUUCUCCAGUCUCCAGGUGCAGAUUGAUUCGAAGAACAGCGCAUUUCCUUAUCUGAGGACUUAGGAAGUAUCAGAUAAGAAGCAAGGGAUGACUGCCUCGAGUAAAAUCAGUCAUUCACUCAAGAGAAGUAGGAAGAGUAAACUUGACUACAUAGUUCCAUCAAUUUCCAUGGAAGAUAUACAUGAUGCUAAAGAAGAGAGCGCUGUGAGGGAACUGCGUCAAAAGCUACUUGACAGGGACUUGUUACCUCUUAAACAUGAUGACUACUAUAUGCUGUUAAGAUUUUUGAAGGCUCGAGAUUUCAAUUUAGAGAAAACAAUCCAGAUGUGGGCAGAGAUGCUUAGAUGGAGGAAAGAAUAUGGAGCAGACACCAUAAUCAAGGACUUUGAAUUUGAAGAACUGGAAGAAGUAUUACAGUAUUAUCCUCAUGGAUAUCACGGUGUUGAUAAGGAAGGAAGACCCAUUUACAUAGAGAGGCUUGGAAGAGCUAAUCCCAAUAAGCUUAUGCAAAUCACUACAGUUGACCGCUUCUUAAAAUACCAUGUUCAAGAGUUUGAACGGGCUUUUUCUGAAAAGUUCCCUUCAUGUUCAUUUGCUGCAAAGAAACGCAUAUGCUCAACCACUACAAUUUUGGAUGUACAAGGCCUGGGUAUUAAGAAUUUCACGAAGACAGCUGCAAAUCUUCUUUCAGCAAUAUCAAAAAUUGAUAAUAACUACUAUCCAGAGACACUACAUAAAAUGUAUGUAGUCAAUGCUGGUCAUGGCUUUGAGAAGAUUUUGUGGCCUGCUGCACAGAAAUUCAUCGAUCCAAAGACUGUUGCAAAAAUACAGGUUUUGGGGUCAAAAUCUUUAUCCAAGAUACUCGAAACAAUUGAGUCAAGUCAACUUCCAGAAUUUUUAGGUGGCUCAUGCACAUGCUCAACUGAAGGAGGGUGCCUGCAGUAUAGAAAGGGUCCAUGGAACAAUCCUGAAAUUAUAAAGCUUAUUCUCAACCUAGAAGCAAGAUUUAUGAGGAAAAGCUCCAAAUUAUCCAAUCAUCGUCGGGAAGUUGGUCCAUGCCUUCAUGUCCCAAAGGAAAGUGAAGCAAUUACAGAUGCUCAUUCCAGUUGUAAUGUCGACUCAGUUGAUGAUAGAGUUAAGGUCCAGAAUGCGAUGCAUCCUUGUGGUACAAAUCAAACUGACCAACUGCUAAAUGUUGAGACAAUGAAGCACAUUGCGAAGACAGUGAUGUAUUCCAUGGCGAAAGUGGUUGUAUUUAUAUGUAAAAAGUCGUUCGAAUUAUCUUGGAGAAGGGUAAGUCAUGUAUAUCCAUCCUCCGAAACUGGAAUCGAUAAGCUGCAUGGAGCUGAAGCUACUAUAGUCACAUUCAGCGAAGAGAACAGACUUCUUUCGUGUUGUGUUGAACGUGUAGAAAUAUUAGAAAAGUUGUUGAAAGAAGUUGACAAGAAGCCAGCUGAAAUUCCGUUUAUAAAGGAACAAAUGCUUCAGCAAUCAUUGGAUAGAAUAAGAUGUCUCGAACACGACCUCAAGGAAACCAAAGGAGUCUUGCAUGCUACGGUGAAAAAACAACUUGAGAUUGAAGAAUUAUUGGAAAAGUCAUAUUCGUCGUCGUUGAGCUGCCGUAAGAGGGGACUAUGCUGAAACAAUAGAGAAAUUAAUUAAGGUGUCCUGGUUGGGUGGUAUAUAUAGAAGAGAAUAAGCAAGAAAUUAAGAAAUUAAAUUGAUCGGUAGAUUUUUUUUAUCACUAAUUUGUAACGUGGUAUGAAUUAUUGACAAUUUUCUUUUUUAAGCUAGAAGAGUUUUGACUUUC